Messenger RNA from Mesocricetus auratus (golden hamster), 733 nucleotides. Its product is annotated as disks large homolog 5-like. The record is from RefSeq and is a predicted model, not a curated record. Lineage: Eukaryota; Metazoa; Chordata; Mammalia; Rodentia; Cricetidae.
CUUCUGAAAGCACAUGGCUGGGGGCUCUGAAGCCACAUCCUCUGUAGCUGGUAAUUAGCCUUUGGAGGCUGCUCUCUGGGUCGUCUUGUGCAGGGAGACAGAGGAAACCAGUGCCCGAGACAUGUUGGCUAGACUGAGCAGGCUACUCCGGAGAGAUAAUGGAGAGCAAGAAGAAACCAGAGAAAGACAGAAGGAAGCUGAGCUUCUGUCUCAGAGUAAAACAUGGAGAGAUAAAUGGCUCAGAGGAAGGCAAAAAUCUACUGGAAAGGCACCAUCCCAACUCUCUGCCUUCGAUGAGCAGGAGCAUUCCAUGAAAGAGGUGAAGAAACUUACCAUUCAGUUACAGCAUAUGACAUGUGAGACAAAUGAACUUCGUGGAAUCCUGGCCAGUUAUACCAACAAGGAUUUGAAUAACAGGCUGAAUUUUGAGCUUGAUAUGCUCAAAAUGGAGCAUAACCAGGUGAUGUCAGACAUUCAGAAACUACCCAUGGAGAUCAGUGAUGCCUUGGACAAGUGCAUGGGGCUGAUGGAGGAGAACGAAUUGUACAUUUAUCUCCACAGCAUGGUCCUACGAUAUUUGACUCAGCUGAAAGAAGAUGUACGUGUGUUGGCGCUGGAGAACAGAAAGUUGUGGGAGGAACAGAAUGCACUCCAAGAGUCCUGUGACGAGGUGAAGAAGCUCUUUAAGGAGAUCCAUGAGAAGGUCUGUGACUCCUGUACUGAGCAGCAUCAG